Molecule: messenger RNA, 1864 nt
Organism: Adelges cooleyi (spruce gall adelgid)
Lineage: Eukaryota; Metazoa; Arthropoda; Insecta; Hemiptera; Adelgidae
Exons: 3
Coding region: 283-732 (149 amino acids)
Biological process (GO): sleep; positive regulation of voltage-gated potassium channel activity; regulation of synaptic transmission, cholinergic
Source: RefSeq, a predicted model, not a curated record
UCAACAGCGUCGCGCGGCGUUCCCGGUGGUCGUCAAACGCACGGCGUUCGUGUGCUCGCCAGCUUAUCACCAGCGUACAUAUUUCAAGCACACCCUGUUCCUUUUCGAGUACCGAACAUUUACAAACACACACGGGCAUGUUAGUGCUGUUAGUAUGUUUUUUCUUGUGUAAUUAAUUUCCACAUCAACCGCCACAAGUGUAGGCAAAAGUUUUACAAAACAACAAAAAUACCAUAGUAAAAAAAAAAACCGAGCGCGUUAAAAUCCGUUUACACACCGGAAAUGAAUGGCGCUAAAUGCGCCGCGUGCAUCACUGCCGUCCUGUUCCUAUUCGCUUUCGUCGUCAAAGGUGCAAAGUCAAUAAUAUGUUAUAAAUGUAAUUCUAAGUACGAUUCAAGAUGUGGAGAUCCUUUUGAUCCCUAUACAAUCGGCUUAGUAGACUGUAACAUUACCGAAGUACCUUCCCAUUUAAAUGGAUACUAUCCUGUGCUAUGCCGGAAAAGCGUUCAACGCAUCCACAGGAGCAUCCGGAUAGUAAGGGACUGCGGGUACGUCGAAGACCCGGCUCACGACGAUAUGGACUGUUACAGCCGACUAGGCUCGCACGACACCGAUGUCACACACUGUUCGUGUACGUCCAGCAUGUGCAACGGGUCGGGCCGGACACAACCGUACGUGACACGCCUGAUCGUCGCUGUCUGCAUAGCCGGCUUAUUCUUGCUUGCAGUUUAACAACAAGGCGUCUACGCAGUAGACACGAAUACGACCGGUACAAAGAUGAUAAUAAUAAUAUUAUGUAAUAUGUAUUAAUAAGUAAUUCAAUUAAAUAUGCUUGUAAAAAUGUUGUAAGCCUAAACGAAAGUGGUAGCCGAAGUGGUGUGUAUAGGUCGUUGCCUGGACGAGAAUUUAAUCAGAAUAUUAUUUUGUUGGCGUUAAACGGGGAACAAUUAAAGAGUCUCUCAGCAUUGGCAUGAAACAAAAUCUAAUAUACUUAUAUAUACUAUUAUGAUGUUAUGUAUUAUUAUUGUUUUGCAUCUUUCGCGGUACCUUUUAUUUUGUCCAUUUACAAUGUUAUAAUUAUUAAUUGUAUUUAAUUUAUUAUGGAAAAAUGCAGCAUGUUUAGAAAAAACUAUUCAGUCUAAGCCUGCCUAUAUUUCUUUUUUAUAGUUAAAUUUAAAUAAUUGUUAUGAUUUUUACAACGCGAGAAAAUGUAUUUAAACGUGUAUAAUAAAUCAUAGUAUAAUUUAAAUUGUAAUAUAACAUUACGGCGUGAUGCCUGGCCGCGUAUAUUAUUUUAUUUUACAAAUUGCUAUUUUAUUAAUAUUAUUAUUAUUGUUAUAGAAUUAUAAUUGAUAUUACAGUUAAGAAAAGUACAACGCUAUUAUAAAUGCUAAUAUAGUUUGAACGUCCGUUACGGUGUUUGAGAGUUCACUUGCAACACGCGAAUUAUCAUAAUUAUUUUAUUUUUAUAAUGUACAUUGCGUUUAACGCUAUUAUCAAAUAUUAUAUCAUAAUAUAGCCAUAUAUUGCAUUAACAAACAAUCCGCAUUUCUAUGCAGUAGAUUUAUUAUAUUAUUGUGUGUAAAAAAAUUAAAAUUAAAUGUUGUAGUUCAAAAUCCGUUUUUGCGUACUGCGUUAGGCUUUAAUAUAGUCACCGCUGUUUUUUUAAUUAGAGAAAUACCGAAUUUGAAAAAUAAAAUCCGACAAUGAUACGAACACGAUAACAAUCUUCGAAAUGCACUCGUGUCCACAGUGUUAGUUAAUUUGUAUUAUUAUAUAUUAAACUAUACUAUUGUACUGGUAUUAAAUAAUUUUUCUUUUAGUGUGCGUUAUUAUUUAGUUAUUAGAUGUCAGGGUAUGUUUA